UAAUCAACUAGUAAGUACUAGUAUAUUCUCUUUCGACUCUGCCUUCCCUUCCCUUCCCCGUGAAAAGCUAUCUGCAGCUACGCAUAGAGUUGAAUAUCGCAGGAAAAAUGGAGGAGGAAACGAAAACGUUGGAGAUAGUUAAAGCUCGUUCAGACAAGAGAGAGUACCGAAGGAUUAUCCUCAAGAAUUCUUUGACAGUCCUACUGAUUAGUGAUCCUGAAACCGAUAAGUGUGCUGCUUCAAUGGAUGUUGGAGUCGGCAAUUACAGCGAUCCUGAAGGUUUAGAAGGCCUUGCCCAUUUUCUAGAGCAUAUGCUGUUUUAUGCGAGUGAGAAGUAUCCAGAGGAAGAUAGUUACUCUAAGUUCAUCACUGAGCAUGGGGGUAUCACAAAUGCCUUCACAUCUUCUGAGCAUACCAACUACUAUUUUGAUGUCAAUCCUGAUUCAUUUGAAGAAGCUCUGGACAGAUUUGCACAGUUCUUUAUCAAACCAUUGAUGUCGCCUGAUGCUACAACAAGGGAAAUAAAAGCUGUUGAUUCAGAGUACCAAAAGAAUCUUCUAUCUGAUGGUUGGAGGAUGAGCCAGCUGGAAAAGCAUCUCAGUUCAAAAGAUCAUCCUUACCAUAAGUUCAGCACAGGCAACUGGAAUACUUUAGAGUUGCGGCCAAAAGAAAAAGGACUAGAUACAAGGCAAGAGCUCCUCAAGUUCUAUAAAGAAUAUUAUUCAGCUAACAUUAUGCAUCUAGUUCUCUAUGGAAAAGACAGCCUUGAUAUCUCCCAAAAGCUUGUUGAGAAUAAAUUCCAGGAAAUCCUCAAUAUUAAUAGAAGUCAUGUGCGUUUUAUUGGCCAGCCUUGCUCACCAGAAUACCUUCAGAUUUUUGUGAAAGCUGUUCCGAUAACAGAAGGCCACAAGUUGCGAGUAACAUGGCCAAUAACUCCGGGUACACUUCACUACAAGAUGGCUCCAAGUGGUUACCUGAGCCACUUAAUUGGCCAUGAAGGAGAGGGAUCUAUUUUUUAUAUUUUAAAAAAGUUGGGUUGGGCAAGUAGUUUAUGGGCUGGGGGAUCAGACUGUGCACAUGAAUUUGCAUUUUUUCAAGUAGACAUUGAAUUGACAGAUGCUGGUCAUGAGCACUAUCAGGAGAUUGUGGGGCUGGUUUUCAAAUAUAUUGACCUCCUUCAGCAAUCCGGAGCGCAGAAGUGGAUCUUUGAUGAGCUUUCAUGUAUGGGUGAGACACACUUCCAUUAUCAAGACAAAAUUCCUCCAAUUGAUUCCAUACUUGGCGUUUCAUCUAAUAUGCGGCUAUAUCCUCCAGAAGACUGGUUGGUGGGAGCAUUGCCUAAGAAAUUUAAUUCUGACAUUAUUCAAGUACUAUUGGAUGAGCUCAAUUCAAACAAUGUAAGAAUUUUCUGGGCAUCUAAAAAAUUUGAAGGGAAUACUGACAUGUCUGAACCCUGGUAUGGAACCUCAUUUUCUGUGGAGAAAAUAACCAGUAGUCAGAUUCAGCAAUGGAAGGAAAGUGUUUGUGAGAAACAAUUGCAACUGCCAGCUCCAAAUAUGUUCAUCCCUUCUGAUCUGUCUCUGAAAAAUAUACUAGAUAAGGCAGGUGUUCCACUCCUAUUGAGGAAAUCACGAUAUUCAAGGUUAUGGUAUAAGCCUGACACAGCAUUUUGCUUUCCAAAGGCAUAUAUCAAGAUAGAUUUCAACUGUCCACAUUCAAGAGUUUCUCCUGAAUCAGUAGUUCUUACGUGCCUUUUUUCACGUUUGGUAAUGGACUACUUGAAUGAAUAUGCUUAUUAUGCUGAUGUUGCUGGUCUUUACUAUGGAGUUUCCAACUAUUAUGAAGGUUUUCAGGUGACUUUGGUUGGAUAUAACCACAAAAUGAGGAUCUUACUGGAAACAAUCAUAGAAGGAAUAGCUAAAUUUGAAGUAAAACCUGAUAGAUUCUCUGUAAUGAAGGAAUUGCUCAUCAAGGAUUACCAAAACUUAAAAUUCCAACAGCCAUAUCAGCUGGCUAAAUACUACUGUUCAUUAGCUCUACAAUACCCAACAUUUCCUUGGAAAGAUGAACUUGAAGUUCUUCAUCAUCUUGAAGCUGAUGAUCUUGUGCAAUUUUAUCCUCUGAUGCUAUCCAGGGUCUUUUUAGAAUGCUUUAUAGCAGGAAAUCUGGAACCAACUGAAGCAGAAAAAAUGGUCCAGUAUACAGAAGAUAUUUUCUUCAGUGGUACUCGGCCUAUAUCUGACGCUCUGUUCACAUCUCAGCAUCUGACACACAGAGUUGUUAAGCUAAAAAAGGGUAUAAAUUAUUGUUAUGCUACUGAGGGCCUAAAUCCAAGUGAUGAAAAUUCUGCCCUUGUCCAUUAUAUCCAGGUGCAUCAAGAUGAUUCAGUGAUGAACAUAAUGCUCCAGCUUUUUGCUUUAAUCGCAAAGCAACCUGCUUUCCAUCAGCUCAGGACUGUUGAGCAACUUGGUUAUAUUACUUCACUUGCACUACGGAACUUCUCUGGUGUAUAUGGAGUGCAAUUUAUUGUUCAAUCCACUAUCAAGGGACCCAGGCAUCUUGAUUCAAGAACAAAAGCUUUUCUGAAGAUGUUUGAAAAUAAAUUAUAUGAAAUGUCCAGCCAUGAAUUCAAGAGCAAUGUCAAUGCACUCAUAGAAAUGAAGCUUGAGAAGUUCAAGAACUUACACGAGGAAUCUGCAUUCUACUGGUGCGAAAUUGCCAGUGGUACCCUCAAAUUUGAUAGGAUUGAACACGAGGUUGCAGCACUGAAGCAGCUGACGCAAGAGCAAUUCAUUGAUUUCUUUAAUGAACGUAUAAAAGUCGGUGCCCCUAGAAAGAAAGCAGUAAGUGUGUUUGUCUACGGAAACUCACAUUUGUCCGAGUAUGAAGCAGAUAAAAGUGAGCUUGUUGCACCAGAAUUCCUCCAGAUUGAGGAUAUCUGCAGCUUCAGGAGGUCUCGCCCUCUUUAUGGGUCGUUUAAAGGAGGCUUGGGCCACAUGAAAGCUUAAAAAUUUCAUGUUACUACCGAAUGAGUAAACUAAAGGUUGUUUGCAAUCUUUGAGUGGCUCACCAAAAAGAGAAAAGGGAGAUCUGAAGUUGAAGAAAUGUUCUAAUUCCAUUUCACAAAACCUGCACCAAUUGCAACUAUAUACGAGUUUUAGGCAAUUCGAGUUCCAGUAACUUUCGGUUCUGCUUCAA
Molecule: messenger RNA, 3198 nt
Organism: Coffea eugenioides
Lineage: Eukaryota; Viridiplantae; Streptophyta; Magnoliopsida; Gentianales; Rubiaceae
Product: insulin-degrading enzyme-like 1, peroxisomal
Exons: 26
Coding region: 108-3008 (966 amino acids)
Biological process (GO): peptide catabolic process
Cellular component (GO): cytosol; mitochondrion
Molecular function (GO): metalloendopeptidase activity; metal ion binding
Source: RefSeq, a predicted model, not a curated record